This is a messenger RNA of Scedosporium apiospermum, 981 nucleotides long. RefSeq lists its product as uncharacterized. NCBI's taxonomy places the organism in Eukaryota, Fungi, Ascomycota, Sordariomycetes, Microascales, Microascaceae. The record is from RefSeq and is a predicted model, not a curated record. The transcript is spliced from 5 exons. Bases 1 to 981 code for a protein of 326 amino acids.
AUGGCUAUACCGGCAACUUCCUCCGAUGGACCCGUCAUUAUCUCUCUCACGAAUGAGGAGCGAGACAGUGGCGUCAUGAGUGACAAGAAGCUCUAUGAUGCUAUUGAGGCCUUCUUCAAUGAUGGUCUUGUCGUUGUUGAGAACGCUAUUGACACCGCCAUCAUCGACAAGCUCAAUGAGAGGAUGCUUCAGGAUACCGCCAAGCUGCUGAACGGGGGAGGAGAGGUUCAUUUCAAUCAUCUUAACGUCAACGCUAAAACCAAAGGUGCUGCCGUUGGUGGGAACCUCUCUCAGGUUCCUCCUCUAGAACCCGAAUGGCUAUUCCCCGAAGUCUAUGCCAACAAGCACGGCACCCGCAUUAUUUCCAACAUCCUCGGCCCACGACCCGAGGUGCACUUCAUCCGCUCCAAUACACUACUCGCCACCCAAGAGCGACAGAUGGUUCACGCGGAUAUCCGCUUCGAGCACCCCGAGCAUCCCUUUGCGAUUGCUUUCAAUACUUGCUUGGUGGAUGUAGGCCCCGAAAAUGGUACCACUGAAUUGUGGCUUGGGACUCAGAACACCAACAUCAACGAUCACGGAGAGCUGGGCGAACCCAUGAUCGCAGUUGAUAAAGUCGAAGAAAGGAGAAAGGUUCGACCCCCGGUGUAUCCCAGGAUUAAGAGAGGGUCUAUCGUUCUCCGCGAUUUCAGGCUCUGGCAUGCCGGUAUGCCGAAUCCUACAAAUCAGAUCCGCAUUAUGCUUGCGAUCGUCUACUAUGCAGCGUGGUACAAAAACGGCAUCGUUACCCCCGUUCCCGAGUCACUGCGUCCAACGAUUGAGUCGCUCGAGGAGUAUGGUCAAGCCAAGAUUGCCGUGGAAUACGUGCCCGAGGAUGGCUAUAACUACUUGAACAUCAAGUUUAGUAACAAUUUCAGCUCGACGCUGACGCCUUGGGUUUGGGAAAAAAUUAAGAAUGUCCCCACGGUGAAAGGAUAUUAA